CAUGUUUUUGUCGUUUUCGCGGACCAGCAAUUCCGCAUACAUAUAUGUAGGAUCCGAAUCCGAAUUUUGAACUCCAGAGCCCGCCACGGGAAUGCUCUUUCUCCCCCUUUGCCCCAGUUCAAUUGCUCCAUUUUUGGAUUAGAUUUCGCCAAAGCUCCGACGAAGAGGCAGAAUUCAAGCUCAUAGCGAGGAAUGUCGUUGUCAGUCAAUAGCGAUUCACAAUCCAAAAACCCUAUUACCUUGUACAGCCGCAAAGAGAAAUCUCUCGGCGUUCUCUGCUCCAAUUUUUUGAGGCUGUACGACCGAGAUGAUGUGGAUUGCAUUGGAUUGGACCAUGCUGCUGAUCAAUUAGGUGUUGAAAGACGCCGAAUUUACGAUAUCGUUAACAUACUAGAGAGUGUUGGGUUGUUGUCCCGAAGAGCUAAGAAUCAGUACACUUGGAAGGGUUUCACUGCUGUUCCUCAGACUCUGGAAGCACUUAAGGAGGAGGGUUUGAGAGAGAAGCUCAAUGUCCAAAAGAUUGGAAAAGUUUCAAUGGAAAAUGAAUACCAACCAACUGUGAGUUCAAGCAACACACAGGAUAGCAAACAUGAUUUUUUGUCCCGAAGAGCUAAGAAUCAGUACACUUGCAAGGGUUUCACUGCACUUCCUCAAACUCUGGUUGCACAUAAGGAGGAAGGUUUGAGAGAGAAGCUCAAUGGCCAAAAGAUUGCUAGUGUUUCAAGGGAAAAUGAUUACCAACUAACUGUGAGCUCAAGCAACACACAAGAUAGCACACGUGAAUUGGACAACACAAAGGAAAAAUCAGCGGCUCUCCUGACACAGAACUUCGUUGAUGCACUUAAGAAGGAAGGUUUGAGAGAGAAUCUCAAUGGCCAAAAGACUGCAAGUGUUUCAAUGGAAAAUGAUUACCAAGUAACUGUGAGCUCAAGCAACACACAAGAUAGCACACAUGAAUUGGUUAAAGGAGAAAACAGGAAGGAAAAAUCGUUGGCUCUCCUGACGCAGAACUUUGUAAAACUUUUUCUUUGUUCUGAAAUGGAAUUCAUCUCACUAGACAAUGCUGCAUCAGCUUUGCUGGGUAACAUGCAUGAUCCAACUGCCAUGCGAACAAAGGUUAGACGCUUGUAUGAUAUUGCAAAUGUCUUUGCAUCUAUGAACCUCAUUGAGAAGAUUCGUCACCCAGAAAGUGGAAAACCAGCAUUCAGAUGGAUAGGGCAGUUAGGAAAUCCAGCCAGGAGUGGGUCCAGUAGUGCCGCCAAUAUGAAUGGUCUAAAGAGGACAUUUGGGACGGAUAUUACAAAUAAUGUGACAAAGAGAAACAAGGUUGGUUCAUCAUCAGAUGUGAAGCCAUGUGAAUAUGGGACACAGUAUGUGAAACAUGGUUACAUGAAGGAUGAAAACUGCAAAUUGUCACCUGAGCGGCAUAAGCAGGGCUCCAAAGAAUUUGAGUUUGGUCCUUUCAGUCCAACUAGUGUACCAAGAGAGGUUCUUAGAAGCAUAAGUGGUGGUGGGCAUAUUCCCAACUGGGAGAACCUGGCUUCUACAUAUCGCCCUCGGUAUUGCAAUAAGGCUGCAAAUGAUUUAUUUGGUCACUAUGUUGAGGCGUGGAAUUCAUGGUAUAUUGCAGCUGAUGAGAGUAAGCAUGAUCAAAUCCAUCCCACCCCACUUUGAUUGCUUCCUCUCAUUCCAAUGGCAGCUUUUCAUGAUCAGCACAGAGUCUACAUGUAUUCUCUUCAUCCUCUUGCAGAUGAGAAUAAGUAGUUUUCGUUUUAUUUCUUGAUGUAGCUCACAUCUAGUACCCUACAUUCCCACAUUAUUGAAGUCAAUUUUGGUUCAAUGACUGAACUAAGAAAGCUGGUUUUCUUUUAAUUUUACUUGCCACCUCGCCUUCAAUUAGAGUUGUAAGAUGAUGUUCAUAAUGAACAAGGUACCAGGUGCAGAUGCGUAAUGUCAUACAUUAACACAUAAUGCAUGCAUGCCAAGAAAGGAAAUGCAAU
This is a messenger RNA of Cuscuta epithymum, 2000 nucleotides long. Lineage: Eukaryota; Viridiplantae; Streptophyta; Magnoliopsida; Solanales; Convolvulaceae. The record is from the annotation of a GenBank genome assembly.